Messenger RNA from Candidula unifasciata, 1903 nucleotides. The record is from the annotation of a GenBank genome assembly. NCBI's taxonomy places the organism in Eukaryota, Metazoa, Mollusca, Gastropoda, Stylommatophora, Geomitridae.
AUGCCGUCUGGGAAUGGAUUAGGACCCCAUGUCAGGGACAACACCGACGGCACAAUAUGUGUGGAGUACGAGCCCAAACUCGAGGGCAGGCACGAGGUGCAGAUGAACUACGAAGGUAGUAGUGUUGAAGGUUCGCCAUUCUCGUGUGUUGUGGACAAGAUCGACAACAGUUUCAUCACUGCCUUUGGCACCGGGCUGGUCGGAGGCCUCAGCGGCGAGAAUGAGAGCUUUACCGUCGUGGCCAAGAAAGGGACUGCCAAGGAGAUUGAAGUUAAAAUUGAUGGACCAGCUAAAGUGGAUCUCAAGAGAAAAGAUAAUCCUGACGGGUCAGCUAACUUCAGCUACAUGCCAAUGACCCCUGGAGCUUACAACAUUAACAUCAAGUAUCAUGGAAAAACAAUCAAAGGAUCUCCUUUUGUGUCGAAAAUAUCAGGCGAAGGACGUAAACGAUCCAUGUUGUCCAUUGGUAACUGCGCCGAGUACUCGCUGAAGAUCAUCGAGCCUGAUGUGGUGGACCUGGUGGGCACCCUCAAGACCCCUGGUGGGCAGAUUGAGCCCAUUAUCCUGAAGAAGAUGGAGAACGGAGAGCUCGGGAUCGCUUACUUCACUCCGCGCCAGAAAGGCGAGUACUUGGUAAACGUCAUGCGGCAGGAGAAGCACAUCAAGAACAGCCCCUUCAAGAUCGUUGUGGGCGACAAGGAGCUGGGACAUGCCGCUGGAUGUACCGUCCAUGGGGCUAUCAACGAAGGUGUGGCCAACAAGGCCAAUGAGAUCGUGGUGGACACCACACAUGGAGGUUACGGUGGCCUCAGCUUCUCCAUCGAGGGCCCCCAUCGCUCGGAUGUGGAGUGCUACAAGAUCGAGGAUCGAGUCUACACCAUCCACUACAGCCCUCAUGAACCAGGCAUCUACAUUCUCAACAUCAGGUUCGCCGACGAGGAUGUCCCGGGCAGCCCCUUCCUGGUCAACAUCGGAGGCAACCCUUCAGGCCGAGUUCGAGAGACGGUUUCUAAGGAAAUCGAGACUGCAGAAGCGAUCUCACCCGGUACAACGGCAGAGUUCAUUCUUCAGAUCCCUGGCACCAACCCCUUCGACAUGGAAGCCACCAUCACAGACCGCGACGGCGUGUCUGAGCUCUGCGAGGUCAUGGACCAGGAGGACUUCCACUAUCUCAUCAAGGUGACGCCUAAAGCCGCUGGCUUGCACAUUAUCAGUGUCAAACACAAGGGCAUGCAUAUUUCCGGCAGCCCCUUUCAGUUUACUGUGGGCCAGUUAUCUGGUGGAGGGCCUCACAAAGUUCAGGUUGGUGGCCCAGGACUUGAGAAAGGCGAGGUGGGAAUGCCGAAUGUCUUCAACAUCUACACGCGUGAGGCUGGAGCAGGAACUUUGACUGUCAGUCUCGAGGGACCUUCCAAUGCAAACAUCCAGCUGGAGCCAAGACCUUAUGGGUUCCUGGGCGCCAAAUAUGUUGUCACCAAACCUGGGAUGUACGGCGUCCACGUCAAGCACAACGACAAUCACAUUCCGGGCUCACCCUUUAUGGUCAACAUCGCCCCAGACAGCGGGGUUGCCAGGCAGGUUUCGGUCCACUCUCUCAAGGAUCGGGGUCUUUCGAUCGACAAGCCGGUGACUUUCACUGUGUCCUUCAACGGGGCCAAAGGUCACCUCCACGCCACCGUCCGCACGCCCUCUGGUGGACACACAGACUGCAUGAUCCAGGACUUGGACUCGGGAGUCUACGCCGUUCGUUUCAUUCCAAAAGAAAACGGCGUUCAUUAUGUGGAUGUUAAGCUGAACGACGCCCAUAUCCCUGACUCCCCUUUCCCUAUUAUGGUUGGUUCUAUGGCCUCUGACCCCGCCAUGGUUACUGCUAGUGGAGAGGGGUUGGAACAUGGCAAAUGUG